Molecule: messenger RNA, 2704 nt
Organism: Callorhinus ursinus (northern fur seal)
Lineage: Eukaryota; Metazoa; Chordata; Mammalia; Carnivora; Otariidae
Source: RefSeq, a predicted model, not a curated record
CGGCGGGCGUUCACGCCCUCUGCUCGGCUGGGCCGGGAGGGUCCUCGGACUCGGUGCGCGCCGGGCCGGGCGGGCUGAGGCGCGCGGGUCGGACGCGGCGCCAUGCACGGCCCCCCUGCUUGGCCGCUGCGGCUGCUCCUGUGGCGAAGCCCGGCCGCCAGCACGUGGACCCUGGGCGCCGGCGUCCCGGGGCCCCGGCCUCAGUUGACGGGCCUGUGGCCGGCGCGGCCUUGGGGCGCGAGGCCGAGGCUCCUCGGGGAUGCCGGAGCCGCGGGAGGCCCGCGCCGCUGCACGAGCGGCUGCCCGGGCGGGGGUCCCCGCGGCCCCGGAGGUGGAGCAGGCCUCGUGCGGCUCCUGGGGCUGUGGGCGCGGCCCCCCGGCGCCAGCAGGUGCCGGGCGCUUGCCGGGCCAGACGCUCCCCGGCUCCCGCGCGCCGGGCUCCGGGGCGGCCCGGCAGUCGCAGCCCGGGCAGGGGGCGAGGCCUGGCAGCGCCGGCCGUCGUUGCCUGCGGCCGCGGCUACUCCCGGAAACAAGCCGCGGCUGCGCCCGGCGGUGGCCAGGCGCUCGGAGGCCCAGAAGCUCUUGGGGCUGGCGUAUCCGGAGCGCGGGAGGCUGGCAGCCGCAGUUGGGUUUCUGGCCGUGUCCAGUGUCAUCACCAUGUCUGCCCCCUUCUUCCUGGGAAAGAUCAUCGAUGUCAUUUACACAAACCCCACCGUGGACUGCCUCUCCAAGCUGACCCGCCUCUGCCUGGUGCUCAGUGGCGUGUUCCUGUGUGGCGCUGCCGCCAACGCUGUUCGCGUCUACCUCAUGCAGACUUCAGGUCAGCGCAUUGUGAAUAGGUUGAGAACUUCGUUAUUCUCCUCUGUUCUGAGGCAAGAAGUUGCUUUCUUUGACAAGACUCGCACAGGAGAAUUGAUUAACCGCCUCUCCUCAGACACCGCACUCCUAGGGCGCUCGGUGACCGAAAACCUCUCGGAUGGGCUCCGGGCUGGGGCCCAGGCUUCUGUUGGCAUUGGCAUGAUGUUUUUUGUCUCACCAAAUCUGGCCACUUUUGUUUUGAGUGUGGUGCCUCCAAUAUCAAUCCUUGCUGUGGUUUAUGGACGUUAUCUACGGAAACUAACCAAAGUUACACAGGAUUCCCUGGCACAAGCCACUCAGCUAGCUGAGGAACGUAUUGGAAAUAUAAGAACUGUUCGAGCUUUUGGUAAAGAAAUGACUGAAAUAGAGAAAUACACCAGCAAAGUGGACCGCGUGAUGCAGUUAGCAAGGAAAGAAGCAUUUGCUCAGGCUUGCUUCUACGGAGCAACAGGGCUCUCCGGGAACCUGAUCGUGCUUUCUGUCUUGUACAAAGGAGGGCUGCUGAUGGGCAGUGCCCACAUGACCGUGGGUGAACUCUCGUCCUUCCUAAUGUAUGCUUUCUGGGUUGGAUUAAGCAUUGGAGGUCUGAGCUCUUUCUACUCGGAGCUGAUGAAAGGGCUGGGUGCCGGGGGACGCCUCUGGGAGCUCCUUGAGAGAGAGCCUGAGCUGCCUUUUAAUGAAGGGGUCAUUUUAAACAAGGAGAGCUUCCAGGGCACUUUGGAGUUUAGGAAUGUGCAUUUCGCCUAUCCAGCUCGCCCAGAGGUGCCCAUAUUCCAGGAUUUCAGCCUUUCUAUCCCAUCAGCAUCGGUCACAGCGCUGGUUGGCCCAAGUGGUUCUGGCAAAUCAACAGUGGUGUCCCUCCUGCUGAGGUUGUAUGACCCCAUGUCUGGAACUAUCAGUCUCGAUGGCCGUGAUAUCCGUCAGCUAAAUCCAGUCUGGCUGAGAUCCAAGAUUGGGACAGUGAGUCAGGAACCAAUUUUGUUUUCUUGCUCCAUUGCUGAGAACAUUGCUUAUGGUGCAGACGACCCUUCCUCGGUGACUGCCGAGCAGAUAGAGAGAGUGGCUGAUGUAGCCAACGCAGGUGCUUUCAUCCGAAACUUCCCCCAAGGAUUCAACACUGUGGUCGGAGAAAAGGGCGUUCUCCUUUCAGGUGGGCAGAAACAACGGAUUGCCAUUGCCCGUGCUCUGCUUAAGAAUCCCAAAAUUCUUCUCCUAGACGAAGCAACCAGUGCCCUAGAUGCUGAAAACGAGCACCUUGUGCAAGAAGCUCUAGACCGACUCAUGGAAGGAAGAACAGUGUUAAUUAUUGCCCACCGUCUGUCCACUAUUAAGAAUGCUAAUACGGUGGCUGUUCUUGACCAAGGAAGGAUUACAGAAUGCGGGAAACAUGAAGAACUGCUUUCAAAACCAGAUGGGACAUACAGGAAAUUAAUGAACAAGCAAAGCCUUAGUUCAGUGUAAAGGAGCAAUUACUGAUAAAGUGAACAUGAGAGGCUUUAGACAUCGUUGCAGGAAAAAUACUUAGAGAUGGUAUCUAAUCUGUAAAUCAUACUUCAGGUUAUUUAAAAUAUGCCUAUUUUUUCCAAGGUGGGUAAAAUAUCGUUUUGAGAUGUACCUGUUCUCGACCUUUUUAUUCAGAGUUUUAAUAAUUGUAACUUUCUAAAUGUCUAUAGCACUGAAGUUAUUUUCAGGUUUUUUACUUUCUUUUAUCCUGGAAUACUUUAUUUAAUAUAACAUGGCACCUCAUUUUUAUUUUUUAUGCGCUGUUACAGAUUGAAGCUGUUGUCCAAUGACAACUUUGAAAAGGGGAUUAUAAAUAAAAAGCUUAAUUAUUUUAGGUGAUUUG